UACAGCAGGGGGAACCAUUGCUGAGUGACACGAACAUUUUAUCGUGGCGGACCAACAUGGCCACACUUGGGAGGGGGGCAGCCUACCUCCGUUUCCUCAGGAGUUCUGCUCGUGUCCUGCUCAGCGGUCAAAAACCUGCAGUGCACAAACCGGGGAAAUGGACAAAGGUCUUGUACACAAGUUUAGCAUCCUUAACCGUCGGCGGUGGGCUUUGUGCUGUACCUUUCAAACAGGUUGAAAACCUCUCUCAUGACUCUCUGAUCAGACGAGCCGCCUCACUGGUCACAGACAGUUCAAGCACUUUUCUCUCACAGGCCACCUUGGCUCUCAUAGAUGCCAUCACAGAGUACUCAAAAGCUGUGCACACACUCGUUGCUCUCCAAAGGCGACAUCUGAACUCACUGGGAAAACUGAGUCCAGCGGAAGAGGAUUCAGUCUGGCAGGUGAUCAUUAGACAGCGUGCAGAGGUUAAUGACAGACAGGAUGAAUGCAAGCGCUUCGAGUCAACCUGGAUCAGCGCAGUCAAGAUGUGUGAAACAGCAGCUGAGGCUGCGUACACGUCAGGAGCCGAGCAUGCGUCCAUCACAGUGAGGACAAACAUCCAGGUGGCCCUGUCGCAGGUGGAGGAGGCACAGAAACUGUCGGCGGAUGCAGAUAAAAAGUUGGCCGAGACUAAAGUAAUGGAGAUUGAGAGGAUGGCACAAUAUACUGCCUCGCAGAGUAAGAACGAUGAGGAAGAUAUUCCUGAAGCUUAUCUGAGAGAAGACUAACACAAAUGUCCAAAGGUAUCAGAAAACAGAGGAGGGUAAAAGUAAAUAUAACUUCUCCAUAUUAAGGGUUUGAUGUCAUUAAAGACCAUUUGAUCAUCAACUGCUUAUUCUGCAUUGAGCAUUACGUUUUGUUUUAUUGUUGUGAGUUGAUAUUUCAUAUUUUGUCAGAAUACAUUGUAAUAAAGAUAAGAAGGUGUAAGAAAAAAAUGUUUUUGGUCUUCACUUGAUGCAGUAGUCAAAGAAAAAUGCACUUUUUUGUUUAUUUACUGGAUGGAUAUUUUAAGUGAUUACAUUUGAUAUUUUAGUGCUAGUGUUUGAUUCUUUGAAACUUUGAAGCAAUGCUGUAAACACAGCAAACCUCCGAGACACCACACAAUGUUCCCAGUAACACAUUAUUUGCAUGUUAAUGUUUAGUUUCAUUGGCACAAUUGAAUUUCCCACUGACUCCCACUCACCGUUCCUUUAAGACCAUCUCUUCUAAAGGCCGUGUUGCUUUUCUUGCUACUUGUAUCUCUCUUUUUCACUCAGCAGCUCUACCUUCACUGCAAAUUACCCAUGUCCUGACUUUCUCCUGUGGAGCUUUUAGGCUGUUUCUCAGCUCACCGCUGUCAACACCUCAUCUACAGCGUUGUCUCUUUCUACACUGUCAGAGAACACGAAACAAACAAAUCUACUGCUGGUCAGCAUUUGAGAAAAAAAAACUGACACCUUGGAAAUGGAAAACAAGAAUAUUUCACAACUGGAUAGUUAAGUUUCUUGUACAUUGUUAAGUCAAAAUCAGAUUGAAGGGAGUUGGUUAAAACUUGUGAAUGAGAAGAACACAGACUGACACCAUUUGCAUGUAGAUAGAACAUCAAUUUCCUAGAUUCAGUCAUGAAUUAGAAUCUCAAUUUCAAAUGAGUUACUCUGCGUAUCUACCUUUCUUUGUAAGUUUAAUGAUAGGUUCAUAUUGUCUGUCUUAAAACUGUAAAAUGGCCUUAAGAAAAUAAAAACUUUUUUUUACUUGCA
Molecule: messenger RNA, 1778 nt
Organism: Scophthalmus maximus (turbot)
Lineage: Eukaryota; Metazoa; Chordata; Actinopteri; Pleuronectiformes; Scophthalmidae
Product: diablo IAP-binding mitochondrial protein
Exons: 6
Coding region: 57-770 (237 amino acids)
Biological process (GO): neuron apoptotic process; intrinsic apoptotic signaling pathway in response to oxidative stress
Cellular component (GO): mitochondrion
Source: RefSeq, a predicted model, not a curated record